Dunckerocampus dactyliophorus (ringed pipefish) is the source of this 4050-nucleotide messenger RNA. RefSeq lists its product as uncharacterized. The record is from RefSeq and is a predicted model, not a curated record. The transcript has 7 exons. Bases 68 to 2347 code for a protein of 759 amino acids. Lineage: Eukaryota; Metazoa; Chordata; Actinopteri; Syngnathiformes; Syngnathidae. Gene Ontology annotation, biological process: negative regulation of inflammatory response.
GGUGAAUGAGAGGGAAGAGGACACGCUUUACUGUGCGUCGCAUUAACAGACACACAAUUAGAAGAAAAUGACUUAUAUUUCCUCGCUGGGGACCCAUGUUUUCAUGACAGCAUAUCUACUCUUCCUGAUGGGAUGCGCUGCACAGAAAGUGUACUUUGACUGUGGUGCCAAGGUGGAUGUGGUGGAUGCCCAAGGACUGAUUCUCUCCCCUGGCUUCCCCUACAACUACUCUUCCGGGACACAUUGCGUCUGGCAGUUCUUUGUACCUGUUGAUUAUCAGCUUAUACUUGAGAUAUUUGACUUUGACGUGUUUGAAAGCCACGACUCCGCCGCACAGCACGCUGUCAUUUCUAAUUCUGAAGAGGACAGCGGAGAGGACGAGGUGACAUUUGCACCUAACAGGGUAGCAUUGAAUGAAGCUACGAUGGCAGAAAAAGAUCUGAUGGAUCAGAGGAAUGCCAAAAACAUCCAGAAGUCCUCUCAAGAUAGUGAGAUAGAACAGGUGGUGGUCCAAGAACAGUCCACAAAAAUGGAGAUAGCCAAAGUCUCAAACUCUGCCAAAAGAUCUAUAGAUGGUUCCUCUGGUCUAAUAUCAGCCCCUCCCGCUUCUCUCCCACUUCCUGGAGCUGUGUCCUAUGCAGAUAGGGUCUUCAACACAGCCUCCUCCUCUCAUCUUAAGGCAGAUAUCGACCCCAGUUCCAACCCAAGCAUGACUAUGGUGGAUACCACUGUUGCCGCACCACAAUCCAGUGACACUCCUGCUGUGAGCCCUGAAACCCAGCAGUCAGUGCUUGAUGACUGCCCCCAUGAUGUCCUCUAUAUCUCAGACCUCAUCACUUUCUCCUCAAGAUUCUGUGGGUCAAAUCGACCUCCCAGCAGCCAGCUAGUUUUUGGCUCUAGCCAGGAGAUGGUCGAGGUGAUCAUGGAACUCAUCACUACCACUCACUGGGGCCGUGGCUUUGCUCUCCUCUUCCACUACAACAAUCUGACCAAGCCAGGGGGGGAACGGCGAAGCCUUACUUCCACAUCCACCAAGGCAGACUCUCUGCUGGCUGCUGUGAGUGGAGCUGCCUUCUUCGCUUUGAUACUCACUACUGUCGUCUGUGUCAUAUUCAGACCCAAACUGUGUCCAAAACGAGACAACUCCUGUGCAUCCACAAGCUCUGAGGUGCCAGAGGGAGCCCAGAACGCUGGGGAAGAGGUAAGUGAGCUGCAACCAAUGGCUGAGAAUCAGAUCAACCAGGAGGUGAUCAGGGGGCAGGAACACAAGUACAGUCCACCACACACAGUCAGUGCUGGUGUCGAUGCUUCCCAAAAUACUCAAGUGGACCUUUCCUCCAGUGGUUUGCCAGAGCUGGAGCUUGGACCAGAUGAAGUGUUCAUCAUAUCGCCGUUCCCAAGCCCCACCAGGCCUUCUUUCUCCCCACACACACAGAGGGAGAGGUUCCUGAGGCACAGUGACACCGGGCCCAGUCCAGCUGAUGACUGGACCCCACCAGACUCCACCAACUUACCUUCUGGUCCCUCCAGCAGUAACUGCUCCAGACCAAGAGCGUGGAGUGUACGCACCUUCCAGGACUUUCUCCCUCCGCUGCCGCAGCUCCAUAAGAAGUGGUGCAGCUGGAACUCUACCAGCCCCUUCACCAAACUAGUGGACAGCGCUCCUGCCUGUCUGGUGGCUGACAACAACAGGAAGGUUUUCUCCGAUGUUCACCUGGCAGCCAAGAUGGACGGCAGCACCAUCUCUGACUCUUCUAUCAGCAAUGCUUGCUAUCCACUCGCUCAAGCUGCCCAAAGGCAGCGGCGUCUCAACUCAACCAGCAACCUGCGGCGCUCCCGCUUCACAGGGCCUUGCUUCGGUCUGCUCUCUGGGACGGCGGACCCGACCAAGACCUCUGGACUUAACCAUGCCCAGAGCUCCCAACCAGAGCCCAUUUCCUCUGCUUCCUCCAUCCAGUGUCCCGUCGAGAGUGGCCAGGCUGCAAAGAGGCAUGAUUUCCCAGGCGAGGGUGAUCACCUGAGUGCGCCUGUGUUUGCCAUUUCUGAGGAGGAGGACCGGCAGCCUCUGGUCUCAGCUGAACACCUGGGUCAGAGCGCUGACACCACCAUCCUGAAUGGAGUGGUUCCUGGGACAUUCGAGGGGAAAAGACCUGCCAGGGCAACGUCUAGCCUCAGCCCUCAGAACCAGAGGGCUAGACCGGAGUGGAGGCCGUGGGGGAGUCAGGUGUCAGGUGGGGUUUGUCCACUCCCUUCCAAUGCACCCCCCACCAUGAGCGAGUCAAACAACAUCAAUGGCUGCCAGCUGCCUCUCAGUCAGUCGGCAGUGUUGUGCAGCAACCACAUGUGACCAGGAAGAUUCUGACAAGACUUUGGUGGGCCAGCGAAGCAUUCCUGAACUCUCGUUAAUGCCCCUUUGUUUCACCAUGUAACCUUUAAUUGACAGAAUCUACUUGCAAAUUGAUUUCUGGUAAACGUUCUUCUCUUUCUGGAUGCUGCUCCAUAUAUGCAGAUGUCUGCUUGCAACAAAGAACAGUAUUUUUCAUUGUACACUAAAACCUCAACAUUUAGGAGCACUUUUUAAACCAGGUUUAUUGAUCAAUUUGAUAUAUUUUGCUGAAUUAUACUCAAAAGAUCACACUACUUUUCAGUAAUUUAUUCGGUGUGGCUAUUGUAUUAGGUGCCAAUACGUUUGCCAUCAUAAUGGUCUGCUUGUGACUUUUCUUUUUUCUUAAGUACUUGUUACACAUAUGUGUUCUCUAAAGUAUAAAUCAAGCAUGUAUUGCUUAUAUACAUAUACAGUAUACCUUUACUGGAUUAUAAAAGGGAAAUCAAAAUACUGUAAAACAUAUACUAAUGUACAUCUUUAGCGAAAUCUAGCCUAAAGAAAAAAUAGCAAUCACAAUAGUAUUUAUCAAAUGAGUGGACAUGAAUUAAUGUAAAGUUGUAAUAAAGGCUGUCAUUCGCAUGUGGAGCACUUAAUAUUUCAACUAUGUUGGUUACAUCAGUCAUCUAAUCAUCCAAUACAAAAAGCUGUAACCAAAGAAAUCUGCCUUUUAAAUAGAUAAUGCUCAGUUUUGACAGUUUUGCCACCGUCAGUAUGGAGGAUUUGUUGUGGCAAUAUUAAAUAUGAACUAUCAACAGUAUCAAUAUCAACACCAAAGUGGCCCUCGGGCCAUUUACGGCCCAUGACUGUUUUGUAUUUUUUAAUCGCAUCCAUGUUCUUUUUACAGAUUGAAAUCCAAACACCAUUAUGAAAUGAAAAACACAAGUCAGACUAAAUGGGUAGUUCCAGUUUUUUAAUGUUAUGUUCCGAAGACAAAUUAGAUCUACUGUAUAUGCACGUUAAAGACAAUCUUAACUUUGCUAAUACAACACAGGGACACGGCCAGACAUUUCUUUUAUGUGCCUUAUACUCUACGGGCGUCUAACUCGACCUGAUGGCACAGCAUAAACCAAGUGCUUGCAUAAAGUUGCUGACAUCACAGAAGGCAUUUUUUCAGUGUCAUGAAGGCACCUCUGAUAACUGCAUUGUCUCCCAUACUUCCCGUGAGGUAGAAUGAAACCUGCCUCUCCCAUCCAGCUCAGUUCAGACUUUUACACACCAAGUGCGUAAAUAUUUGCGUUAGUACACAACAUAUCUCCUGUCCCCAGGCGAAUGCAAAGUACUACUCCAAAGCCUCUUUAAUACCAAUUCCUGAUUGGAGCGGCUUGGUACUGUUGUUGGCUUAGAGUGGCCAGAUCUCCGGUGGAGAAUAAUUAAAACUCAGCCCUUCUGUCGGGGGAUCGACUGGACUUGUGCGGAGGGUCUGAGCUGCUAUGGAAUGCUAGAAUGGUUCUUACACCAUGACUAAGGGGGUAAAAAAACACUUUUAACACCUAAAGUAAUUUCAACCCCUGGGCAGAGGAAAGAAAAUGCUCAUUCAAAACAAGCUGGAUCAGGACUUGGACAACUGACACUAAAACAAAACAACAACAACUAAAGAAUAAAUAUAACUCUGAAGAGCUACACGUGUCAACUUGUAGGGACACCUGAAUGAAGACACAAAUCAA